Vicia villosa (hairy vetch) is the source of this 1152-nucleotide messenger RNA. RefSeq lists its product as uncharacterized. The transcript is spliced from 2 exons. Bases 1 to 1152 code for a protein of 383 amino acids. Lineage: Eukaryota; Viridiplantae; Streptophyta; Magnoliopsida; Fabales; Fabaceae. The record is from RefSeq and is a predicted model, not a curated record.
AUGGCUAACAACGUGACCGCUACAAAAGAGGCUACCAAGCAUACAUUCACCUACAGUUUCUUUCGUGAGGAUAUGACACAUCUGAUUCAGUUGAGCACUUUAGUUACUGGGCAUAACUUGGAUGAGUUCAGGAAGACAUAUGGCCAUAUCUUACACUUGUUAACUUCUCGGGUUGAUGAGUGGGCUCUAUACACACUUCUUCAGUUCUACGAUCCUGAGUUACGAUGUUUCACCUUUCUUGAUUACCAACUGGCACCAACCCUUGAAGAAUAUGCUGACAUCCUCAAGAUUAAGGUUCAACAUAGGAUCCCUUUUGUUUGUGUACCUGAGAAACCGAAAAUGGACCGAAUUGCUGGUGCUCUUCAUUUGAGCAUGAAAGAUGUUACAGAUAACUGGAAGCCUAAUGGUGGAACCCACGGAUUCCAUGUGAAAUUUCUGAUAAAGAAGGCCGACACCCUUGCUGUUGAGAAGAAAUGGAAAGAAUUCAACGCUCUCCUAGCCGUUAUGAUCUAUGGUUUGGUGUUGUUCCCGAAUAUUCCGAAUUUCGUCGAUCUAACUGCUGUUUGUCUCUUCAUGGAUCAAAAUCCUGUGCCCACUCUUUUAGCAGAUACUUAUUAUACCAUCCACUCCAGGUAUGGGAAGAAAGGAUCAGUUGGGGGUUGUUUACCGUUGCUAUAUGAGUGGUUCACUUCACACUUGCCUAAAAAUGGGCCGUUUGUUACAACGAAAGACUCACAAAAAUGGCCUCAAAGGAUCAUGGGGCUUACUGGAAACGACAUUGUCUGGUGUCCUACCGGAAUGGACGUAGAGGAAGUUAUAACUAGUUGUGGUACUUUUGACAAUGUUCCCCUCAUAGGAACGAAAGGAACCGAUCCAAAGGGUCUAGAAAAGGUGAGGAGUGCCUGGAAUAGCAUCCAUACAGAUGAUCAGACUUCUCUAGGUGAAAAGAAUGCCGUUGCCAAACAAGCCUACACGGAUUGGGUUGAGGAUAGAGUUAAAGAUCGUCUGUUGCCUUUCCCGAAGGUUAAUCCAUUGUACGAGCAACCACCUAAGGUUCCAAUUGCCAUUAUGCCUGCUGAGAAUUGCAUCCCAGUAAAUAUGGAAAGCACCCAAUUGCACGAAAAGAAGUCAGAUAUAUUUGAAAAAAGCUAA